GGCUUGAAACAGUCUCAGCCCACUCAACCCUGACUAAGAAACCAUCCAUCCUACAACCAAGUCAACAGCAAUCCUCCAAGCUCUGGGUGAGGACCCUCCUGUAAGGGGGGGACUCAACAUCUCUAAUCAUGAUUCGCAAGGGAGAAUUCAACAUCUUCAAUGAUAGUUCGUAAGAGAGAACUCAACAGACACCUCCAAUAAUGGCUCACAGCUCCCACCCCGUCUCUCAACCCAAUGUCAUCUCUGAGGUUCCUAAUUAGCAUUUGGCCGGAGGUCAACAAUCCAGUCUUUGAUGCAAGGUACCUUAUAACCAAUGAGGAGCUCUGAAGAAUAGAACUGAUGAAUGUCAUCCAAGAAUUGCUUAUGGCAGAAGGGAACGGGGAAGGUGAAGGAGGCCUGGCGGCCGCUGGCGGGCUCCGCAGUCACAGCAGACUGGGCAGUUGAAAGGAAUCCAUUUAUGUGAACAGGCGAGCGGCCCCUCCCACGCAGGAGCUGCGACCCAAGACUCAGUCGGCGCCACCUUGCUGUGCAGGGAGCAGGGGCGCCCGUGGAUGUGCCCGGGCCCAGGGGAUGCUGAAGAUGGCAUCAUAUAAUAACUAUGAUUCAUAUUAUACCGAAAAUCCUGAACCCGGGGACCUGAUUGAAGUCUUUCGUCCAGGUUACCAGCACUGGACUUUAUAUCUGGGUGAUGGCUAUGUCAUCAAUAUGGCCCCAACAGAUGAAGGAAGAAACGGAGGCAUACAAAAGUCACAUGACUCUCCACAGCUUGCACAAGAAGUAAAUGAGGACAGCUCCCCCGUUCCGUUCACAAGCGCUAAGUCCGUAUUCAGCAAAAAGGCCCUGGUGCGGAUGCAGCUCUUGAAGGACGUCGUGGGAUCUGACACUUACAGAAUCAAUAACAAAUAUGAUGACAUGUACUCGCCUCUGCCGCUAGAUGAAAUCAUCCGGCUGUCAGAAUUCCUCAUUGGGCAGGAAGUGUCCUAUGACCUGCUGGUCAACAACUGUGAACAUUUCGUGACUUUGCUCCGAUAUGGAGAAGGGAUUUCGGAGCAGGCCAACCGAGCGAUUGGUGCCAUCGGGAUUGUAACCGCUGCUGCCGGCGCCUUCUCCCUCCUUGGCUUGUUUCCGAGCAAACAAAGGAAUGGCCCCCUGGGGAUGAGGUAUAAGAGGAAUUUACUUGGAAAUGAAGAUGAUGUUACAAAAAAGGUCAUUCAGCAAAGCAUGGCAAGGUUUGACAUGAGUCAGCAGCCAGAAAUCGCGGUUUUGAAGAAUGGCAUCCUGCAAAGUCAAGGGCAUUUAUCGAUCACGAAGAAAGAAAUAAGCCAUUCUCCCCAUUGCCUACUCUCUUUCUCCUUCACCUGGAGAAUGUCCCGCAAAAUCCCUUCCUCUCCUUCGUUCUUCCUAAGCAUAAGCUCAUGAGAAUGUUCGUGAUACCAGCCUCUUUCUUUAGGACUAUUGAUGGAGUUCCUCUUUGAAAGACUCUUGCCAAGACUAGCAGCCUGCCUUUUCUCUCCUCCCCUUCCCCACCCUAGCUGAAACAGUACAUUAAAUCUAAGACUUGGAAGAUCUUCACUGAACCCUCAUUGGUCCAACCUAAGAAUUGGCCCCUGACUAAGAAUCCCUUGCUAUGUUAUCCACCCUCUGCCUGGAGACCUCUGCUAAGAGGAAAACCACUACCCCAAAGACAACUCGGUCCCUGCAGGCUUCGGCACUGCCCGCCAACCCCCAGUCCACAGGCCACAGAGAACAUGUCCAAUCCCUCCAACAUCUAUACGAGCGGCUAUCAACUACUUGGAAGAAAGUUCUCCUGGCCUGACCCCGAGUCUCAUAUUCUCCUAGGCUAAACAGCCGUGGUUCCUUCACCUGGUUCUGACCUGGAAUGGAUCCAAAGCCCUUCACCGUCCUGGGGACCCUCCUUAGUUGGCUUUUGGGGGGUGUUCUUAAUGAAAUUUUAGGGAGCACUGCUUAGGACUUCAACUUUCUAAUAUCCAAAUAUAAUCGCAGACUAAAAAAAUGAAGACAAACUCGAUUGAGAUGGAGAAUCCUCCCUUCAAAACAGGGAUGAAAAGGCUGUGAUGUUCCUCACCCACCUUAAUCCACAAGCCUAACAUCUGCUAAAAAAAGUUUGUGAUCCCAGGGAAGUUUUUAUCUUAUCUAGCCCAAGUCUUAGGCUCACCAUGCCAUGGUCUGGUUAUGUCUGCACCAUGCUACUUGUAGCUCCAGCCUUCUCCUCCUCCACUUAGAAUUUAAACUCCCACCCCUGGGAUCCUAGGCUCUGGCUGGUGAGAUUUCACAUUUUCUAGUCCUGGCAGCAGGCCCCUCUCCCACAUUUGGCACGCCCCUUCUCCCAACUCUAGCUUCAUUCCACACGUUGUCUACCAUUAGAAUGGAAGCUCCUUGAGGGCAGGAAUUAUUUUCUUGUUUGUUUUGUAUCCCCAGUUCUUAUCACGGUGGAGAGAUUUGUAGGAAACCUUAAUAAAUUCUAUUCAUUCCUUCA
Molecule: messenger RNA, 2497 nt
Organism: Sarcophilus harrisii (Tasmanian devil)
Lineage: Eukaryota; Metazoa; Chordata; Mammalia; Dasyuromorphia; Dasyuridae
Gene: PLAAT1
Product: phospholipase A and acyltransferase 1
Exons: 12
Coding region: 571-1419 (282 amino acids)
Biological process (GO): N-acylphosphatidylethanolamine metabolic process
Cellular component (GO): cytoplasm
Molecular function (GO): A2-type glycerophospholipase activity; glycerophospholipid phospholipase A1 activity
Source: RefSeq, a predicted model, not a curated record